Lotus japonicus is the source of this 1398-nucleotide messenger RNA. RefSeq names its product transcription factor bHLH19-like. Gene Ontology annotation, molecular function: protein dimerization activity. NCBI's taxonomy places the organism in Eukaryota, Viridiplantae, Streptophyta, Magnoliopsida, Fabales, Fabaceae. The transcript is spliced from 4 exons. Bases 84 to 1184 code for a protein of 366 amino acids. The record is from RefSeq and is a predicted model, not a curated record.
GAAUUACGAAAGGACGAGUGUUAUUCUUCCUAUCCUUGUCUAAACUACACCUGUUAAUUGCAUUUCGGUGACCCAAAGUUAUCAUGGAGGACAAUCACACCCCAAUGGACGCAUCAGUAGCUAGCUGGCUAUCUGAUUUCGAAAUUGAUGAUCACACUCUAUUUCCUGAUGAGUGCCACCACCUGAACUUGCUUGUUGUUGAUGACAAAGAGUUUCUAUCAAAUGAUGACAUAGCAAGUGUCCUGCAAAAACAGACACUUCAACAAUCACUAUCUUCAGAUUGCACUUCUAUAACUCUGAGUAACUCGUUCACUGAUGAAACUAGCUUUGACUUUGCUGAUACACCUUCCAUCACUGAAAACUUUUCACCAGAACUUUCCCCUUCAUCCUCCAUCUCCUCUUUCAAGUCUCAGAUUCUGUUUUUGGACAACACAAACUCAUCCCCUGCCACCAACACCACCACACAGAUUUCUGGGUUUGACUCCAGCACCUUGAACCCAAAACAGAAUGAAACUGUGUUAGUGCCACUGCCCCAGUUGGGAAACACGCAUAUCUCAACUCAAAAUUCAAAAGGGUCAUCGAAAAAUCAAAACUUUGAAACGAAAUCCUCACAUGGAAAGAGGUCUCCAGCUCACCAUCAUGAUCACAUCAUGGCAGAGAGAAAGCGCAGGGAGAAGCUCAGCCAGAGCUUCAUUGCUCUCGCAGCACUUGUUCCUGGCCUUAAGAAGAUGGACAAGUCCUCUGUAUUAACAGACGCAAUCAAAUAUGUGAAAGAGCUAAAGGAGCGUUUGGCGGUGCUGGAAGAACAGAGCAAGAAAACAAAGGUUGAGUCGGUAGUGGUUCCAAUCAACAAGCCUGCGCCAGAGUUGUGUGGCGGCGAUAAUGAUGAUUCCUCAUCAUGUGAGGAGAGUGUCGAAGCCGAUGAAUCACUGGUGCAAGUGGAAUCAAGAGUGUCAGAACAGGAUAUGCUGAUUCGGAUCCUCUGCAAGAAACAAAAGAGGCUGCUGACAAAAAUUCUCGCUGAGAUUCAAAGUUUUCAACUGUCCGUUGUCAAUAGCAGUAUCUUACCUUUUGGGGAUUCUAUGGACAUUACUAUUAUUGCUCAGAUGGGUGAGGGUUACGACUUGACUGCAAAGGAACUUGUCAAGAAACUACGGGUAGCAAUAUUGAAGUUUAUGUCAUGACACCAAUAUGGCACAAGAUUAUAGCAUUUGUGUUUUGUUUGUUUGAUGGUAUUUUAAGUUGAAAGAAUAUGAGGAGAAUUAUGCAUGAAAAAUACUUUUUAUCUCUUUGGAUCGUCAAGGAAAUUGAGAGGAAGGGAUUGAAAAGCGCGAGACCCAUCUGAUUUCUGUGCACUUGAUUGAGGCUCGAAAAAUAAAACCCUACUUGUUAAUUUAA